Messenger RNA from Eutrema salsugineum, 1305 nucleotides. Its product is annotated as F-box protein At1g31080. Gene Ontology annotation, molecular function: protein binding. The record is from RefSeq and is a predicted model, not a curated record. Lineage: Eukaryota; Viridiplantae; Streptophyta; Magnoliopsida; Brassicales; Brassicaceae.
AUGAAUUCCAUCCCGAUCGAUAUCAUUAUCGAGAUACUCUCGAGAUUUCCUGCAAAGACAAUCCAUAGGUUUUGUUGCGUGUCGAAGCUAUGGAGUUCCAUGUUUCACAGUCCAUAUUUCCACGAGUUGUUCUUGAAGUCCUCGGCUCGUCCACGUCUCUUAUUUGCCAUCGAAGAAGCUGGGAUCCCUGAGUUUCGCUUCUUCUCGUCGCCUCAACCUCAUAAUCCAUAUGAGAAUAAGGCGUCUCUUAUAGUUUCCGCCGAUUCUCAUUUGAACAUGCCGUGGAUGCAGUUUGGUGGCUAUGCAUCUGGUUUGAUCUGUCUCAACCGUCUUAUGUCGAUCUCAAAAGGUGUCCAUGAAGCAGAGCACGUCAUAUAUAACCCUAGCACAGGUCAGUGUGCGAGCUUACCUAAACUGACUUGGUACAGUAAGUCAAGAGACGGAAGGCCAAUAAGCUUUUUAGGGUUUGAUCCGAUUGACAAACAAUUCAAGGUGUUGUGCAUGGGUGAUCCAUGUUAUGAUGAUGAUCUAUAUAGAAUUAUGACAUUAGGAACUGAAGAAAUGAGUUGGAGGAAGAUCCAAUGUCCUUUAACCCAUGAUCCUUCCACCGAAAAUGGGAUAUGCAUUGAUGGAGUUUUGUAUUACAUGGCUUAUCAAAUUAAGGAAUUUUCAGUGGUAGUUUGCUUUGAUGUUAAGUCUGAGAAAUACAAAUUCAUUAAGGCAGAAGGAUGCUAUACUGCAAAUUUGAUAAACUAUAAGGGUAAAUUAAGUGGGAUUAGUUGGGAUACUUUUGGUGUUUACUGUGGUAGAAGGCCUGAGCUGCAUAUGUGGGUUCUAGAGGAUGCCGAGAAACAGGAAUUGUCAAAAUAUGUCUACACUUUUCCGAAUGAUAAAUUCGUUGACUGCGAUUAUGAAGUUUACGUGGUUGGAGCUACAGCUACAGGUGAUAUUGUGCUGUCGAUGAGAUAUCCAUGUACUCCAUUUUAUGUUUACUACUUCAAUCCAGAAAGGAACACUCUCCAAUGUGUUGAAAUCGAAGAAGAGGGUUUUGGAGAUGCGUUUUGCAUUUCUAACAAUAAAGUUUACACCUUUCUAGACCAUGUAGAGGAUCUCAAAUUUAAUAUUAUGAAGACAACAAAUGAUGCAACAUCUACAAGCCCUCCAGAAGAGAAGCGUAAAUCCACAAGCACAUCAACAUCAUCUAAAGCUCACAUGCAACAAGAUAUUGGUACGUUUGAGAGCAUUAACAAGUUUGAUGCUCUGCGUCAUUUAGAUGAUGAUUUAUUCACCUGUCUCAAAACCUGA